This is a messenger RNA of Gallus gallus (chicken), 3293 nucleotides long. RefSeq lists its product as uncharacterized. The record is from RefSeq and is a predicted model, not a curated record. Lineage: Eukaryota; Metazoa; Chordata; Aves; Galliformes; Phasianidae. Bases 806 to 1252 code for a protein of 148 amino acids. The transcript is spliced from 4 exons.
ACCAUUAAACUGCAAAACCCGAGGCCAAGACGGACAGCAAAGCAACGUGGGGACUAAAUCAUGGCAUUGGCUGAGCGUAAGCCUGGAGGCCACGAGCCCCAGAAAUAAACAACAGCUUCUGAGAACUGAGGCAGGGAAACUCUGACAAGCAUCUGUCUUUCUUGCAAGAGGCUCAUAUAUCCUGUGGGCUGUCAUUUCACGUCGUAUCAUACCAUAGCAGAACAACAGUCGCUUUGAAACGUACAUACCUGGAAUCCCAGCACAUUUCCAGCAGAAGAAAGUCACGUACUGCGGAGACAGAGGGCUGCGUGCUCUGACAGAAGGUGAGGAGCGAGGAGGGACGGGUCGGUGUCCUGCAGCCCCUGCCUUCGUGCCAGCAAGGGCUUCUUCAGAGGCUCUGUGGGUGAAGAAGAGGGGAUACUGGAGGCAGGUCCGCACGCAGAGCUCACUCUGAUGAGCUGCCUGCCUCUGUGCGUUGAUGAAUGGCUUCUUCAGGCACACAGGUGCGCUGGGAAUUACAAAAGCUGAAGAAAACAAAGGGACGUAGGGACAUGCCUGAACAGGGACAUUUCCUGGGGACAAAUGCUUAUCUCGGCUAGCAAAGAGAAUUACAAGCGUGGAAUACGGGAACCUAGAUUAAGACAGAGAAAGAACGAGCUCAAGAGGACACCAAUACAAAGGCUUCGAGGAAGGAGUCUGGGGAAAGAGAAGAGACAGUAAAGAGAAAGGAGAGGGAGGGAAAUAUUUGUACCUAUCGAAGGAAGGCAGGAAGAAUAAAAAGAAAGUGAAAAUAAAAGGGAUAUUAAUGGAGAAACAUGAAAAAAGGAAUAAACAGGAAAGCCCUGGGAGGGGAGGGGGAGUCUGUAGUCUGGGAGAAGAAAGUAGGAAACAGCGGCGAUCGGAGGAGAUGGCAGCAAGGAAAUGGGAGCGGCGUACAAAUGGAAGGAGUAAGAAUGCAGGUAGAAUCACACAUGGUAAACGAAACUGGGAGAAAACUGAAGUGAGGAAGUCUGAGCUCAAGAGAGGCGCUAAGGGUGGUGCUGCCAAAAGUCACGCUCUCUUCCAUGUCACCUGCCUGCAAAAGACAGCCAGUCAGCAAGCAUUGCUUCCAGCGUUGGAAAUGGUCUGUGGAAAUGGGGGACCACCUCAACGAGGCAUCCUGCAGGAAGAGAAACACCUCCCAAAGGUUUGCCUUCACACUCAGUGCAAGGAACAGCACGAAGGAAAAGGCAGGUACAUGAGAAUAAGAUAAACCACUGGUAAACUGGAGGAACUGGAACAAGCUAAAAGUGAAAUCUUUAGGAAAGCAAUUAGAGAUCUGCCACGUCAGCAUGAAGACACCUUGUUUGGCUCACCAGGAAGUGUAAUUUAGACCCUGGUUACCUCUGCUGAGGGUACAUCUGCUAAUGUUCUUCAGAAUUGCAGCAGGCCUCCCUGCUUUACAGCAACUAAAGAAAGGAGGAGGCACUGCUGCUAACUUUCCCUGGUAGCCAAGUAUAUAAGCUUCAGUGCCUCCAAUCAAGGCUGAUGAAAUCUGUCCUUCUCUGAAACGAGUGCAUUCCUCCAAGCCCCAUGGAGAAAGCAGUGGCGAGCAGAAGUGGGUUCUCCCUCCUUGCAGAAGAAAACAGCGAGUCGGUUCCAGCUUUUCUGAGCAAACCAUUGGUGGAUGCUGCUGCCAAAACUGGGAACUGAAAUGGCACACAGCCUGCCCUUCCCGCGGGACCAGGAGGAGCGUGGUCAUCAGUACAACUUUUCAAACAGAAGAGGGAGAUCCAUCAAUUUUGUGGUUGCAGCGUGUCCCAGGCAAAAUUUCGUUAUUGGUUUCAUCUGGAUUAGAAUUAACCGUUAAGGCUUCUCUACCUUACACUUCCUGAUCAUUUCUGCUCCCUUUUGCAAUAAAACAGAGCAAGGUUGUAAAUGGGCUGGAGGGAAUGGGGAAUACCCAAAGCCAGUUGGUAGGACCACCUGCUCAGGAGAGGAACUGACUUGAUAUUUGGUAUCACUAGGCUAGGCACCUUCCUUCUGACCAUGCGCUAUAGCAAAAUGGCAGGGAAUAUAAACUCGUGUGGCAUCAAAUUGUUUCAUCAACAUACAAAUAUUAACACCCACAUGUGUAUGAGGCAUUGCCCAUACCUUUGGGGUCUGUUUCCUCUAGGCGACUGUUGGCUAACCUGUAGGCGUCUCAGGGCUUCAUGCCAGUGGAAAAGAAUACAUACAAAAUGUUUCUUUAAGGCAUGGGUUUGUUCAGCUACCCACGUUUGAAGGGAAUGAGAGAAUACGAAUUAGGCAUCUAGGCUGCAGUGCUGAGAAGGGUGUUUUACUCCUGCCCAUGUAGCUUUUGGUCUCCAAAACCAUAAAAGAAGCCAUUAUAACGUGACAAAGGAAUGACUGGGUGGCAAGUGUUGUGCCUCAACGAUACCACUAUUAACAACUGAUAUCUUAUUGGUGAGGAGAGUUAAGCUAUUAACGGCUAAUUUACGCCUCUUUCUUCACUGUGUGACUCAAACCAGUUCUGCAGUCUGUUACAGGUUAACUAGCCAGGGUUAGGCAGGGCGGGGCCUGGAGCAGAUUGCAAAACUGGUUUAUUCAACUUGCAGAGUGAGGAAACAUCCUUAAAAAUAGCCAUUCUAGAGGAAGACAAGAUGCCUUCCUGUCAAUUUUUGGCACAUCGCGUAACAAAACAGAUCUUUAGGCCCCCUCAGCUUUUGUUACUGCACUGAGACACCGUGUGCGGGUCACACACAGACAGAAGCCACCCAGUAUUGUGCCACAGCUGAGCAGCGUGCCUUUAAUUUAGCCCGGGGCUAUGCUCAGAGGCACACCCUCACCUGCAGCCUCUCUCCUCAGCAAGUGUGUGCCAAGUGCAGCUGGUUAAUAGAUCACAGAUCAGAGCGACCAGCUGCUUCAAGCAUAUGGGGCGAUGGAGGAGGGGAGGCUACAAGGCCCUUCUGUGAACGUGUGAAAUGCAGGCCUGGAGGUCAACAGGUGAUUUCAAGUAAGGGAAGAGGUAGAAGAUGUCUGUACUGAGUACAGUAAAAGAGAAAGGGAGUGCAGUCUGCUCUCUCCAGCAGUUUUGUUCCUCCUGAGGGAGCAGGGUGAAAUGCAGGCGCUGAGAGCUUCCCUUGUGAGGUGGGCCUUGUGCAGCUUCACCUGGGCACGGGCGGUACCACGUGAGGCAGUGACACAGGUGUAUCUGAAACCUCCUCCGAGGUUAAGCUGAGGAAGAUGGAGUACGGAAAGCGUUGGAAUAAACGAUUAAGUUCUAUUAAAAGCCUAUUGUGUACGUGCUAAAA